Messenger RNA from Ramularia collo-cygni, 1086 nucleotides. Its product is annotated as related to UDP N-acetylglucosamine transporter (MNN2). Gene Ontology annotation, molecular function: UDP-N-acetylglucosamine transmembrane transporter activity. NCBI's taxonomy places the organism in Eukaryota, Fungi, Ascomycota, Dothideomycetes, Mycosphaerellales, Mycosphaerellaceae. Bases 1 to 1086 code for a protein of 361 amino acids. The record is from RefSeq and is a predicted model, not a curated record. The transcript has 4 exons. Gene Ontology annotation, cellular component: endoplasmic reticulum membrane; Golgi membrane. Gene Ontology annotation, biological process: transmembrane transport.
AUGAUCGGACCUUUGRCGACGACGGCAUUGAUCUUUGGCGGGUGCUGCGUCAAUGUUUUCGCCCUCGAGGCCAUUGUGAAACUCGAAUCCAGCAGUGGCUUGAUCAUCACAUUCCUGCAGUUCGUCUUCGCGACGCUCAGUUCGUAUCCAUCUCAAUUUGAAGCCGGAGCACCCUAUACCCUUCGCAGAACCAAAGUGCCAGCGACACGAUGGGCUUUUAUUGCAGCCAUGUUCUUCGGCAUCAACAUGCUGAAUAAUUGGGCUUUUGCAUACAAUAUCAGCGUGCCGGUACACAUUAUCCUCCGCAGCUUUGGGAGUGUGACGACGAUGAUUGCGGGCUAUAUUCGAGGGAAGCGGUACAGCUUGCUGCAAAUCUUGAGCGUGGUGCUUUUGACUAUGGGCGUGCUUGUUAGCGCGUGGGCGGACUCGGAGAGCAAGGGCAAGUCAAUGUCUGUCGAGAGUGACUCUUCGGCAUCGGACUUCACGACGGGACUCGCGAUUUUGCUCGUUGCACAAUUCAUGUCUGCCUACAUGGGUGCAUACACCGAGGACACUUACUCGAAAUACGGUGCCAGUUGGACGGAGAAUCUCUUCUACUCCCAUCUCCUCAGCUUGCCUUUGUUCCUCCCUCUGGCUGGAACCUUGCAGCAGCAGUAUCGCAAAUUGGCAGCUACGCCACCUGUCAACGCGCGCCAGUACCUGCUCGACGGGUUGCAAACCAAGUAUUCCCUUGUGCCAGCGAUUGCGAACAAUCAGCUACUGGCGCUACUCUGCACGUUUCUGGAGGAUACCCCACAAGGGAUACUGUUUCUGCUCACAAACGCGGUGACACAACUUGCUUGUAUCUCGGGCGUCAAUUUGCUAUCCGCCAAAUCUUCGGCCGUUACUGUUACGAUUGUUCUGAACAUUCGCAAGCUGGUCUCGUUCAUACUCAGCACGCUGCUCUUCGGACACGAAUUGAGCACGUCCAUGAUCAUCGGUUCGACAUUAGUAUUCGGAAGUGGUGCGUUGUAUGGGUGGGAAACGAGCUGGAGGCUCCCAAGGGAUAAGAAAACCAAGACGACGCCGAAGCGAGCUGUUUCAUAG